GCCCUAACGUACGGAAAUAGUGUCCUCUGCGUGUCAGCUUCAUAUUUUGGAGAUUUUAGUACGACAUCGGGGAACUUUUGGCAUACUAAAUAUAUCCAUACUAUGAUCAAUAAUCAUACUAUAUACCCAAUCACGUUACAAAUAGUGUGUUUUAGUAUGAGUAUUUUAACACAGCUCUACGGUCUGGUUUAAUUUAAAAGAACGGAAGAAGGAUCGUUCAUCCAGGAAGUGAAUUCAACCAAUAGGAUUUUGGCAAAGCGUCCUAAACUGACGUCAACCCGGUAACGAUGAACAACCGGUAGGAUUGUAGAGAAAUCUGUGCUGAUUUUCCGUUAACUGAAUUGUUUUAAUAUACUCAUCUAAAACGUGCAAACAUCAUGGUUUUCGAUGUGAGGAGGUUGGAUAUCUACAGGAAAGUACCCAAAGACCUGACCCAGCCCACGUACACAGGAGCUGUGGUGUCCAUUAUCUGCUGUGUCUUCAUGUUGUUCCUGUUCCUCUCUGAGCUGAAGGGAUUCAUAGCCACUGAAAUUGUUAACGAGCUGUAUGUGGAUGACCCUGAUAAGAACAGUGGUGGGAAGAUUGAUGUGAGUUUGAACAUCAGUUUGCCAAACUUACACUGUGAUUUGGUGGGUCUUGAUAUCCAGGAUGAGAUGGGUCGUCAUGAGGUGGGGCACAUAGAUAACUCCAUGAAGGUUCCUCUCAACCACGGACAUGGCUGUCGUUUCGAGGGAGAGUUCACUAUUAACAAAGUACCAGGUAACUUCCACGUGUCGACCCAUAGCGCCACAGCCCAGCCCCAGAGCCCUGACAUGACGCACCUCAUACACAAACUGGCCUUCGGGGAGAAACUACAGGUGCAGAAUGUCCAAGGAGCCUUUAAUGCGUUGGGAGGAGCUGACAGGCUGGUCUCCAACCCUCUGGCAUCUCAUGACUACAUCCUAAAGAUUGUCCCAACAGUCUAUGAAGACCUGAGUGGAAAACAGAGGUUCUCCUACCAGUACACAGUAGCCAACAAGGAGUACGUAGCCUAUAGCCACACAGGAAGGAUUAUCCCAGCUAUCUGGUACCGCUAUGACCUCAGUCCAAUCACAGUCAAGUACACAGAGAAGAGACAACCCCUCUACCGGUUCAUAACUACGAUCUGUGCUAUCAUCGGGGGGACGUUCACGGUAGCAGGCAUCAUAGACUCCUGUAUAUUCACAGCCUCCGAGGCCUGGAAGAAGAUCCAGAUAGGAAAGAUGUCCUGAGGACAUAUCACUACGCUGUCCCGAGGACGCAUCACUACGUGUCACUACGCCCUCAUAAAACGUAUUUCUAACAUCCAGAAGGGUGUAUCUCAAUAGUCUACAGGCCUCCUCUCCUUCACCUGCUAGAAUAAUAAUAUACACCAUUUAGCUGAUGGUUGUUUCCUAAGCGACUUAGUCAUGUUACACAUUAUUCUUUAUGGGUGGCCCCAGCGGGAAUCGAUCCCACUAUCCUGUCGUUACAAGUGCCAUGCUCUACCAACUGAGCCUUUACAUUCCUUCAUCUGUCAGAGCAGAGGAAGGAAAGGAGACGAGGCGAGGAAGCGACUCCAGACUAUUGAGAUGCACCCAGAGACGGGCAGUAUAUUUCCCCAGAUGACAACAGGAUGGAUGGUUAACUGAUUGUUUUCAAAUGGCACCGUUUACCCUUUUAUAGUGCACUUCUUUAGGAGCCUCAUAAAUAGUGCACUUCUUUUGGGUCCUCAUAAAUAGUGCACUUCUUUUGGGGCCUCAUAAAUAGUGCACUUCUUUAGGAGCCUCAUAAAUAGUGCACUUCUUUAGGAGCCUCAUAAAUAGUGCACUUCUUUUGGGGCCUCAUAAAUAGUGCACUUCUUUAGGAGCCUCAUAAAUAGUGCACUUCUUUAGGAGCCUCAUAAAUAGUGCACUUCUUUUGGGUCCUCAUAAAUAGUGCACUUCUUUAGGAGCCUCAUAAAUAGUGCACUUCUUUUGGGUCCUCAUAAAUAGUGCACUUCUUUAGGAGCCUCAUAAAUAGUGCACUUCUUUUGGAGCCUCAUAAAUAGUGCACUUCUUUUGGAGCCUCAUAAAUAGUGCACUUCUUUUGGAGCCUCAUAAAUAGUGCACUUCUUUUGGAGCCUCAUAAAUAGUGCACUUCUUUUGGAGCCUCAUAAAUAGUGCACUUCUUUUGGAGCCUCAUAAAUAGUGCACUUCUUUAGGAGCCUCAUAAAUAGUGCACUGAAUUAAAUAGGGUGGUAAAAUGUAGUAAUUUGUCAUUCAAUUUUUUUCUCAUGUUUCUUUCAAAUGUUUUUUUUUUGCAUAAUAUUUUGUACUUUGUGACAUGAAGUGAAUAUAUACUGUCUUUUUCAGGUGUAAAAUACCACAUUGUAACAUACUGUAUUUAUGAUUGUAUUGUGGAAUGAAUCACACUGUCACAUCAAGCCAUUGGAAAUAUAAUGAAUCAAUUGUGCCUUAGGUUUUUUUUUUAAAGCCCAUGUCAUACAGUAUGUCUCUCAAAUCAAGUGUUUUCAGCUUUCUGGGUUGUUUGGUUUCUCAUUUCAAUGUUGUCUGAACCAGGCUUAUCUUAUUGUCAGUUCAUAAGGCUGAAUCUAUUACGGUAUUGACUGAAUAAUGGACCAACUCUAGAAGUAGUCUUGGUUCUAGAAGUAGUCUUGGUUCUAGAACUAGUCUUGGUUGUAGAACUAGUCUUGGUUGUAGAACUGACCUUGGUUGUAGAACUGGCCUUGGUUGUAGAACUGGCCUUGGUUGUAGAACUGGCCUUGGUUGUAGAACUACAACGUGGUCAAUGUUUACUGCCCCGCCCACUCUCCUUUUUUAUAGAAUGUUUCCGAAAUCCAUUGUGACUGACCGUACUAUCUGUUCAGUGUCCUUGUGUCAAAUCCAUUUGUUAUGAAGUUGUUUUCGGUUUUAUCUACUUUCUGAAAAUGUUCAAAGGAUUUGUACGUCUUUAAUGUUUUUGCCAAAAAGUUAUAGUAUUUUCUUAGUUCCUCCUAAUGUUUUCUGAAUGUAAACGUGUGUAUUCUUUUGAUUUGUAAUUGAUAACAAUCGGUAUUAUCCGUUUGACGUUGUUACAGGGUUUCUGUGGGAAGGGAGGGAACUGUUUUAGUUAUAAGGGCUAUAUCCCAAAUGUCACCCUAUUGCCAAUGUAGUGCAUGACUUUUAGACCAGGGCCCAUAGGGCGCUCAUCAAAUGUAGUGCACUACACAGGGAAUAGGGUGCCGUCAAGAUGUUCUUUAUCAAUGGUCUCAUCACUACCAUGACAACUAAGAUGAAAGCCAUUGAUAAAUAGAAGUCUUUAAAACUGGUAUUACUCGACUAGGUCAGACAUUUUCCUGUCAUGAAAGAAGCAGAUGAUGUGUGCAACAACCAGUAAAGUUACUUUAGCAACCA
This is a messenger RNA of Oncorhynchus kisutch (coho salmon), 3392 nucleotides long. RefSeq names its product endoplasmic reticulum-golgi intermediate compartment 1 (gene ergic1). Gene Ontology annotation, cellular component: COPII-coated ER to Golgi transport vesicle; endoplasmic reticulum membrane; Golgi membrane. The record is from RefSeq and is a predicted model, not a curated record. The coding region runs from base 378 to 1250 and encodes 290 amino acids. Gene Ontology annotation, biological process: retrograde vesicle-mediated transport, Golgi to endoplasmic reticulum; endoplasmic reticulum to Golgi vesicle-mediated transport. The transcript has 10 exons. Lineage: Eukaryota; Metazoa; Chordata; Actinopteri; Salmoniformes; Salmonidae.